CAAUUGCAGUGAACACUCCAUAUUUCUUUCAAAUAGUCUGUUGAGCUAAUAAAAACAAGUUCCAUGCCUCCAAUCACUUAUAUUACUCGUUCAGAGACUUUUUCAGCAGCACACAGAUUACAUUCUCCCCAAUUGUCAGAAGAGGAGAAUAGAAUGCUGUAUGGCAAAUGUAACCAUCCAAAUUUUCAUGGGCAUAAUUAUAAAAUUGAAAUUACGCUAAAAGGCGAAGUAAAUCCUUUAACAGGUAUGGUUAUGAAUUUGGUUGAUCUAAAGGAAUGCAUUAAGCUUGCCGUUAUGGACCCGCUUGAUCAUCGAAACUUGGAUUUGGACGUGGAGUUUUUUAAGAAGAAACCCAGUACUGCAGAAAACCUGGCAGUGUUUAUUUGGUGGAAUUUUCAAUAUCACUUCCUGAGGAACGAACAGUGGAGAUCCAACAACGCUAGAUUAUAUAAAGUGAAGGUUUUUGAAACUGAACAUAACAUUGUGGAAUAUAUGGGAGAGGGCGAACUAGAUGAAGCAGAAGGACAAGUAGAUAUUGCAUUGAUCAAACUAAUGGGCGUCGAUAUACAGAAUGCAAAACUAUCAUCGGCACAAGAUAAAAAUAUCUGGUCAUUGAACCUUCACCAGCAAGAGUAA
This is a messenger RNA of Mycotypha africana, 636 nucleotides long. RefSeq lists its product as uncharacterized. The record is from RefSeq and is a predicted model, not a curated record. NCBI's taxonomy places the organism in Eukaryota, Fungi, Mucoromycota, Mucoromycetes, Mucorales, Mycotyphaceae. Gene Ontology annotation, cellular component: mitochondrion. The coding region runs from base 64 to 636 and encodes 190 amino acids. The transcript is spliced from 3 exons.